UUCAGAGACACACUUUCAAAAACAAUGGCUUCCUGUACACAAAAAUCUACAUUCCUCUCACCUAUUCUCGUUUUCCUUGCUCUACUUCUGCUUCUUUCUUCUUCAGUAGCUGACCUCUCUUUCAACUUCUACGCUGGUUCUUGUCCCGGAGCAGAGUUCAUCGUCAGGAACACCGUGAGAUCGGCUUCAACCACUGAUCCAUCAAUUCUUGGGAAGCUCCUCCGUCUCAUCUUCCAUGAUUGUUUCGUGCAGGGUUGCGAUGCAUCAGUGUUGAUUCGAGGGAACGGUACAGAGAGAAGCGAUCCAGGGAAUGCGUCUCUGGGAGGAUUCACUGUGAUAGAAAGCGCCAAAAAUGUCCUCGAAAUCUUCUGUCCAGGCAUAGUCUCUUGCGCUGAUAUCCUUGUUCUUGCUGCUAGAGACGCUGUAGAAGCUCUCGGAGGACCGGUAGUUGCGGUACCGACCGGGAGGAGAGACGGGACGGUCUCACUGGCAGAAAAUGUCAGACCAAACAUCAUCGAUACAGAUUUCACAGUCGAUAAGAUGAUCACUGUCUUUUCCUCUAAAGGCUUAUCUGUUCAAGAUCUUGUCGUCCUCUCAGGAGCGCACACUAUCGGAGCUGCGCAUUGCAACACAUUCAACAGCAGGUUUAAGAGAGAUCCCAACGGCAAUUUCGAGCUCAUAGACGCGUCUCUCGACAACAACUACGCGCAAACACUUAUGAACAAGUGUUCAUCGUCGAUGGAUCCUACGACCACGGUCGUAAACAACGAUCCAGAGACAUCGUCGACGUUUGACAAUCAGUAUUAUAGGAAUUUACAAGCGCACAAGGGUCUGUUCCAGACGGAUUCGGCUCUCAUGGAAGAUGAACGGACGAGGAAGAUUGUUGAGAUUCUAGCGAAUGAUGAGGAAAUUUUUUUCGAGAGAUGGAGUGAGUCAUUUGUGAAGAUGAGUGUGAUGGGUGUGAGAGUUGGUGAAGAAGGUGAGAUCAGACGAUCUUGUUCUUUUGUUAAUUAAACGUAGAUUAGACGAAUUCA
This is a messenger RNA of Eutrema salsugineum, 1034 nucleotides long. RefSeq names its product peroxidase 18. Lineage: Eukaryota; Viridiplantae; Streptophyta; Magnoliopsida; Brassicales; Brassicaceae. The transcript is spliced from 4 exons. The record is from RefSeq and is a predicted model, not a curated record. Gene Ontology annotation, biological process: response to oxidative stress; hydrogen peroxide catabolic process. Gene Ontology annotation, molecular function: heme binding; peroxidase activity. The coding region runs from base 25 to 1014 and encodes 329 amino acids.